Molecule: messenger RNA, 2704 nt
Organism: Sander lucioperca (pikeperch)
Lineage: Eukaryota; Metazoa; Chordata; Actinopteri; Perciformes; Percidae
Gene: pgap6
Product: post-glycosylphosphatidylinositol attachment to proteins 6
Exons: 13
Coding region: 1-2307 (768 amino acids)
Cellular component (GO): plasma membrane
Source: RefSeq, a predicted model, not a curated record
AUGGAAUUUUGUUUUAUACGUGGUUUCCUUUUCGCCGCCUUGACGUCUUGGGCAUUAGCAGACGAUGGACAAUUGACCUUUGUAUCGGAGCUCUCGUCCAAACCAGCUCAGAAAUUGUCAAAGUAUGGUUGGUAUGGUAAUGUGAGGCUGCAGAGGUUUCAUAUACCAGAGGAAACUGCCAUCGCUUGCUGGCUGUUUGUUGUCACCAAGGGCCACACCUUCCAAUGUGGACAGCACAAUGUCACCAUCCAUAUUCAAUAUGGUGCCCCUCCAGUUAUAAAUCCAGUAGGGUCAGUGUUUCCCAAUGCAACGCUAUGGAGCCCCUGUCUGUCUCUGAUCCUACCGGUGACAUCACACAGCUCCACAACCUUUAACCUCUCCAAUCCUGCUCCCGGUGAUUGGUACGUUGGUGCCCACUUGCCUGAAGAUGAUGGGCGCAUAGAGCAGAAGGGCUUUCCGUCCUGCUCGUACUUCUUCCAGCCUCAGCUGUCAGUCAGGAAAGCGGUGGACACACCUAUUUUACAGCAGGGCACAUUCCUCCAGCAGACCGCAGCUUCUGACAGACCUGCACGCCUUAAGUUGUAUGUUCCAGAGUUUGCCUCCUCUCUCUCCGUCUCUGUGGCAGACUGUUCGUCAGGUGAGGGAGCAGACAGCGAAAACUGUUCACUGGUCCUCAGGCUCGGCUCCACCUCUCUGCAGCAGCGCCCAGUAACAGUGAACUGCUCAGGGAUUGGCUGCUCUGCAGCUCUUUACAACCCACCUUGGGAUACCUGGUUACGAGUUGUCGUGGAAAGCAGCCUAGACAACCGUACUGUGACCUUUAGUAUCAUCUCCAACUACACAGUGGGAUGUAAGCCAAAAAGUGUAGGCCUUAAAGUAGAUGAUGACAUCAACAAGCUCCGUGGCAAUAGCAGCGAUACCAACUCAACAUCAGCAGGCAACAGCUCAGCGAUUGGAGACGCAAUUACCUUUGGCAAUGAAUCAGCGUCACUGUUAACACCGUUGUCGGCGUGUGUGUGGAGCAUCCCUGUGCUCUGCGAGGAGGUGGAUGUUCUGUCACUUCGAUUCACUCCUGUCAAUGGACCCAAUGUCAGCGUUACAGAUACACACCCCACGCUGCUCACCUACCCCCUGAACACACAAGCCACCGGUGGUACACUGAACCUACAGCUCACACUCAACACUACUAAUGUAACCCUGGCGAACAGCAGCCGUGUGGUGGCCUGUCUCUCUCCCUGGGCUCCAGUCCUCCAACUCAACCACUCUCAACCCUGUCGCACAGCUUUGUUUGCAGGGUACGGUGUUCAUGUGAAUGCCAGUGUUCCUAAAGCUGUGGUCAGACUGCCUUUUCCCCAGUCAGCAACAUGGUACCUCACCCUGCAGCUUACUUGCAACAGCAGUGACUGUGGUAAUACAUCAUUGGUGUCUGUGGUCCCAGAGGUGUUCCUCAGUGCCUGUGUAGAGGACUGUGGGACAUACGGUGAAUGUAGACUGCUGAGAUCCUACAGCUACCUGUACGCCGCCUGUGUCUGCAAGGCUGGCUGGAGUGGUUGGGGCUGCACUGAUGAUUCGACAGCUCAGUCGUUCUGUCGCCAGUUGACGGCAACUCUGCUGCUCACGCUCAGUAACCUGUCCUUCCUGCCUGCCAUCGUGGUGGCCAUCAAACGCUGCUACAUCACUGAGGCCUCCGUUUACCUCUUCACAAUGUUCUUCUCCACGUUCUACCAUGCAUGUGACCAGCCAGGUGUAGCCGUAAUGUGUAUAAUGGACUACGAUACCCUACAAUACUGUGACUUCCUGGGUUCAAUCUGUUCCAUCUGGGUCACCAUCCUGUGCAUGGCUCGCAUCAGCGACACAUUCAAAUAUACUCUGUUUAUGCUCGGGGCUCUGCUGAUAGCCAUGUCAAUGCAGCUGGACCGCAAAGGCCUGUGGAACCUGCUGGGCCCCGUCCUCUGUGCCAUACUGUUCAUGGUCACUGCCUGGGUGUACCGAGGUGUGCGGCGACGACAUUGUUACCCGCCUUCUUGGAAACGCUGGGUCUUCUUCCUAAUCCCGGGGGCAAUCUUUGCCAUGAUCGGGGUAUGUUUGUACAUUUUUGCCGAGACUGAGGUCAACUACUACUACACACACUCGCUGUGGCACAUCCUGGUGGCCAGCUGCGUGGUGUUCCUGCUGCCGCCGAAAGAGAAGAACAGGGAGGCGUUUGGCUGGAGUAGGGGCGUUAGCUGGGACUGGAGCUGGAGACCCCGGGUUUGUGGGUACACACUCUGUCAGAGCGGCAAGGAUGAACUCUACACUGUCACAUAGUAGGACAGGAGAGGCUGUAAGGAAGCAAAGUGACAAGGCAUUGAUUGUAAAACAGCACUGCAAACAUUUAAUUGAGAUAUAAAGACACGCACAAACACAGGGUGUAUGCUCAUUUUGACAAAAUCUUACAAAAUCUUUAAUGUAGAUCAAAUGUAGACCUAUAUUCUCAUAGGUCUACUAUGUCCAUGUUCACAUUUACAGAUGGUUUGCAAGCUUGCAGACAUCCUGAAAUACACACACACACACACACACACACACACAAAAUUUAACCUAAAUCAAACCUGCUGAAACCUCCCAGGUGGUCCAUUCCACCAGCUUAGGUAUAGUCUAUAUCCUUCACGUUCCACUUCCGGGAUUGCUCCGGUGCUGCAGGAAUUUCCACCGGAUGCAUGUAUUU